Molecule: messenger RNA, 306 nt
Organism: Penicillium subrubescens
Lineage: Eukaryota; Fungi; Ascomycota; Eurotiomycetes; Eurotiales; Aspergillaceae
Exons: 1
Coding region: 1-306 (101 amino acids)
Source: RefSeq, a predicted model, not a curated record
AUGUGGGAAUUCCUCAAAUCCCCCUCCCGCCGCCGCCGCGAAGCCCGUCAACGCGCCGACGAAGAAUUCCACAAAGAACAAGCCCGCCUGAAAGCACUACGCGAGCAGAGCCCGCAACAGCAAGCAGCUGCAACGCUGAAAAUCACGCCCGCUACGCCUACCACCCCGGCAUAUAAACCAUACUAUCCCCCGUCGAGCACGACUUCUGCAUCGCGGUCGCGCGGCUCGGGAUAUUCGAGCGGAGGGGGCUCUUAUGGGGGGAGGGUCGGGUUUCUCUGGAGAUUCGGGGUGUUCUUCGGGGGGUGA